AUGUUUUUGUUUUGUGUUACAGUGAAAAAAGCCAAGCUCCAAGGACCUCCAGACAAGUUCAACACCUACGUGACACUGAAGGUGCAGAAUGUCAAGAGCACGACUAUCACUGUUCGAGGGGACCAGCCCUGCUGGGAACAGGAUUUCAUGUUUGAGAUCAACCGGCUGGACCUCGGCCUCAUUGUUGAGGUGUGGAACAAAGGUCUCAUCUGGGACACCAUGGUGGGGACAGCCUGGCUUCCUCUAAAAAGUAUCCAACAGUCAGAGGAGGAGGGCUCAGGCGACUGGAUCUUUCUGGAUGCAGAGGUCCUGAUGAAGGCGGAUGAGAUAUAUGGCACCAAGAACCCGACACCUCACAGAGUCCUACUGGAUACUCGCUUCGAGCUGCCUUUUGACAUCCCAGAUGAUGAGGCACAGUACUGGACAGGCAAGCUGGUACGCAUCAAUACCAUGGGAAUUGAUGAUGAGUACACUCUUCAGGAUGACGUUCAGAGUCGCCCACUGCCAUUUGCGGCCUCCCAGUGCUUCCAGUGGAAAGUAGUCGCUUUGGGUCAUCAGGAAACCUGAGCCAGACGAGCUCCCAGCUUAGUGAGACUGGCCAGGAGAGCACUGGCGGGUCAGAACUAGAGGAGUCCUUCCACUCCUACCACAGUACUGGCUUUCACCCCUCUGCCAAUGGGAAGACACGCACCAAUGGACAUCUUUCCACCAAUGGACACUCUUCUGUCGGUGAGCAGGAGAUACAUAGGCUGUCCCCUGAAGUAGGACAGGGCCUGAAAAAUGAAACUCCAGUGGAGAGAGGGUCCUCUAAACUCCAAAGGUUCCACGAUGAUGGGCCACCAUUACCCUUUUCCCCAUCCAGAGUUCGUUGGUUGAAGGCCAUCAAUAAAGUCAGGGUUCAGCUCCGGGAGGUUCGAGAUGAAGAACCCAAUGCUAGACAGGCCUGGGUCAAACCAGGUGGUGGAUCUGGUCUGUAUGGAAUUGACAGCAUGCCAGACCUGCGUAAAAAGAAGCCUAUCCCCUUGGUCAGCGAUGUGUCCCUUGUCCAAGCCAGAAAGGCGGGGAUCGCUUCUGCUAUGGCUGCACGGUCCUCAAUCAAGGAUGAGGAACUGAAAAACCAUGUGUACAAGAAGACCCUUCAGGCUCUCAUCUAUCCCAUAUCCUGCACUACACCACAUAACUUUGAGGUGUGGACUGCCACUACACCCACAUACUGCUAUGAGUGUGAGGGGCUGCUGUGGGGAAUAGCCCGCCAAGGCAUGCGUUGCUCCGAGUGUGGGGUCAAGUGUCAUGAGAAGUGUCAGGAGCUGCUAAAUGCUGACUGUCUACAGCGUGCUGCUGAGAAGAGCUCUAAGCAUGGAGCUGAAGACCGGACUCAGAAUAUUAUCAUGGCCAUGAAGGACAGGAUGAAGAUCAGGGAAAGGAACAAACCAGAAAUCUUCGAGCUUAUCAGGGAAGUAUAUGUCAUCAGCAAAGCCAUCCAUGCGCAGCAGAUGAAGACUAUCAAGCAGAGCGUACUGGACGGCACCUCAAAGUGGUCAGCCAAGAUCACCAUCACAGUCGUUUGUGCUCAAGGACUUCAGGCAAAGGACAAGACAGGAUCCAGUGAUCCAUAUGUCACUGUUCAGGUGGGCAAGACCAAGAAGAGAACCAAGACCAUUUAUGGCAACCUCAACCCUGUCUGGGAGGAGAAGUUCCACUUUGAGUGCCACAAUUCCUCAGACCGAAUUAAAGUACGUGUGUGGGACGAGGAUGAUGACAUCAAGUCAAGGGUGAAGCAGCGUCUGAAGAGGGAAUCUGAUGAUUUCCUGGGCCAGAGCAUAAUUGAAGUUCGAACACUGAGCGGAGAAAUGGAUGUCUGGUACAACCUGGAGAAGAGGACAGAUAAGUCAGCUGUGUCAGGUGCCAUUCGCCUCCAAAUCAAUGUGGAGAUCAAAGGAGAGGAGAAAGUGGCUCCAUAUCACGUGCAGUACACCUGUUUGCAUGAGAACCUGUUCCACCACUCCACUGAUGUGCUGGGCCAAGGUGUGGUGAAAAUCCCAGAGGCUCGUGGAGACGAUGCGUGGAAAGUCUACUUUGACGAUGUGGGGCAAGAAAUAGUGGACGAGUUUGCAAUGCGCUAUGGGAUUGAGUCAAUUUACCAGGCCAUGACGCACUUUGCCUGUCUAUCGUCUAAGUACAUGUGUCCCGGGGUUCCUGCAGUGAUGAGCACCCUGCUGGCCAAUAUCAAUGCCUUCUACGCUCACACAACCGCCUCCACCAAUGUGUCCGCCUCCGACCGCUUUGCUGCCUCCAAUUUUGGGAAAGAACGCUUUGUCAAGCUUUUAGACCAGUUACACAACUCCUUGCGCAUUGACCUCUCAACCUACAGGAACCACUUUCCUGCCAGUAGCAAGGAACGCCUGCAGGAUUUGAAAUCCACCGUGGACCUUCUUACCAGCAUCACCUUCUUCAGAAUGAAGGUCCAGGAGCUACAGUCUCCGCCUAGAGCCAGCCAGGUGGUGAAGGACUGUGUCAAGGCCUGCCUCAACUCCACAUAUGAUUACAUCUUCAAUAAUUGCCACGAGCUGUAUAGCAGGCAGUACCAACCUGUUGACACAAACAAGGACGAUCUCCCACUGGAGGAGCAGGGUCCGAGCAUCAAGAACUUGGACUUCUGGCCUAAACUCAUCAUGCUCAUUGUCUCCAUCAUUGAAGAGGACAGGAAUGCCUACACACCUGUGCUUAACCAAUUCCCUCAAGAACUGAAUGUAGGGAAGGUGUCGGCGGAGGUCAUGUGGACAUUGUUUGCUCAAGACAUGAAGUAUGCUAUGGAAGAACACGAGAAGCACAGACUGUGUAAGAGCACAGACUAUAUGAACCUGCACUUUAAGGUCAAGUGGCUCUACAAUGAAUAUGUCAAGGAGCUGCCAAACGUUAAGGGUGUUGUUCCUGACUACCCAUCAUGGUUCCUACAAUUUGUGCUACAGUGGUUGGAAGAAAAUGAGGAUGUAUCUAUGGAGUUUAUGCAUGGAGCCCUAGAGAGAGACAAAAAAGACGGAUUCCAGCAGACGUCUGAGCAUGCUCUGUUCUCCUGCUCCGUGGUGGAUAUCUUCACCCAGCUCAACCAGAGCUUUGAGAUCAUCAGGAAACUGGAAUGUCCCGACCCUAACGUCAUGGCUCAGUACAGCCGCCGCUUCUCCAAGACUAUUGCCAAAGUUCUCCUGCAGUACAGCGCCAUUCUGACCAAGAGUUUUCCUUCUUAUAUCGACAAAGAGAAGAUUCCAUGUGUCCUGUUGAAUAAUGUGCAGCAGUUAAGAAUCCAGCUGGAGAAGAUGUUUGAGUCAAUGGGUGCCAAACAGAUGGACACAGAGGCCAGUGACUUACUGAACGACCUGCAGGUGAAGCUAAACAACGUGCUGGAUGAGCUCAGCAGCACAUUCGGGAACAGUUUCCAGAGCCGUAUCAAUGAAUGCAUGCGACAGAUGGCGUCUCUGCUGUACCAGAUCAAAGGGCCGCUCAACGCCAACAACAAAAACCAGGUGGACGCCGACUCUGACAACAUGCUACGGCCACUCAUGGAUUUCCUGGAUGGCAGGCUGACACUGUUUGCCACCGUCUGUGAGAAGACUGUACUGAAACGUGUGCUCAAGGAGCUGUGGAGGAUUGUAAUGAGCAGCCUGGAGAAGACUAUUGUCCUGCCGCAGGGGAACGAUACCUUUGGUGCACAGAUUCUCUCAGCUGCAAAAGAACUGGGUCAGCUCUCCAAACUUAAGGAUCACAUGGCAGGGGAGGCUAAAAGCCUCUCUCCCAGGCAGUGCGCUGUCAUGGAUGUGGCACUGGACACUAUCAAGCAAUACUUCCAUGCAGGAGGCAACGGGCUGAAGAAGGCGUUCCUGGAGAAGAGUCCUGAGCUGUCCUCACUACGCCACGCUCUGUCCCUCUACACCCAGACAACAGACACACUCAUCAAGACCUUUGUGACCACCCAACAUGCACAAGUGCACAAUGGAAAGGGUAUUCGGUUAACUCCCAAUGAAAAAAUACAGCCCAGCAGGGGUUCAGGCGUGGACAAGCCAAUAGGUGAGGUGGCUGUCCAGAUCGAACUGCACACUAAUCCUGGCAAUGGGGAGCGGAAAGUGUCCGUCAAAGUUGUGGGAGCCAAUGACUUAAAGUGGCAGACGUCCGGCAUGUUCCGACCCUUUGUGGAGAUCACCAUGUUCGGGCCUCACCUCAGCGACAAGAAACGCAAAUUCCAGACCAAAUCCAAGAAUAACAGCUGGUCUCCCAAGUUCAACGAGAACUUCCAAUUUGUUCUGGGUAAACAGGAAGGCUUCGAGUGCUACGAGCUGCAGGUCUGUGUCAAAGACUACUGCUUCGGCCGCGCCGACAGAGUGGUCGGCUUGGCCGUGAUACAAUUAAGAGAGAUCACUGGGAAAGGCAGCUGCGCCUGCUGGUGCCCGCUCGGCCAGCGCAUCCAGAUGGACGACACAGGCCUCACCGCCAUGCGGAUCCUCUCCCAGCGCUCCAACGACGAUGUGGCCAAGGAGUUUGUGAGGCUGAAAUCAGAGACUCGUUCGGCCGAAGAGGGCAGAUGAGGAGAGCUGGAGAUGGAGGGAGAAAAACAGAAAGGAUGGAAGGUUUCUUAAUUUAACAAGAGAAUGAUCUCAAGUCAAAAAGCAGGGAAUUAUUUUCCGUAGACGGCCAUAUGGACUCUGUUAGACCUUUGAUGUGUCUUAGCUGCUGUUGACUGUUUGGUGGCGCCUUGCCAAGCUCACCGACACACUGUCAUGUUCACACUCUGGGUAUUUUGGAAAAACACACGCUUUUAGUGUUCCUCAAACACUCCCAUCAUUUAACCGAGCUACUGUACAGCACACAACCACAGAAACCGGCUCACUCAACCUUCACAUUCACCAGCUGUUUCACUUGCCAGUGACCACGUACUCAGUCAUUAAACCUUUUUUUUGUAUUUAUUCUUUUACCCGUCCUCGUCAGUGUGCACGCCAUAGCCUCAAGGGAACAGAGGAUGCCAGGCCCUGCUGGAGGGCCCAAACAAGUUCCCACACCUCCCCCAGUGUUGUUGUGCAAUAACCUCACCUAAACCCCUCAAACCGUGGCCGUGUGUUUGAUGCCUUACACUCUACAAACUGUGAAUGUGAAGUAAAAAAAAAAAAAAAAGUCUUUUGAAUGCCCUGUUCGGUAGCUCCACUGUGAUGGUUUAGAGUAAAUGUGAAAAUUCUGUAUGGUUUAUCUAUAAAGGGGUCUUUUGUUUGAUGAUUGAAUGACGGUAGAGACAGAAAGUUCCAGUUUUUUAAGUCUUAUGGAUUAUUGAAUAAAGCGGAAGUGAAGAUGAGGAAAUUAAGCUAAUUUUGUGUCACAAGAAGGUACUUAAUGACGACCCAUCAUUUGACCCCUGAAUUUAAAGGAUUGUUCAAUUAAAUGUGUGCCUUGCCAUGUUACGUUUCCAUUCCUGUUCCCCCAGGAAUGACAGCAGUGAUUAGAUCAGUAAAUAAUAAAGAACAAAAGAACAAUAUGAUUAAAAUCAAAACCUCAUGAAAAACGACACCAACCAUGUGAACAUUCAUUCUGGCCAUAUUCAUUUAGUAUCAGCUCCAUUAACAACUCUUAUCUUGUGUUGGCCUGGUGUAGCCAUUUUAUUUAUUUUUUAUACAUAUUUAUUUAGUUUUGUCUGUGUAAAAUGUUGUUUACUGUCGAGAAACAGACGUGUGUUUGAAGAAUUUGCACAGAGGUUGCUGCUGCAGUGUUGUACACGUAAACUGCAGUUCAACAGAAGAGUUACAUACCAAGAUACAUACCCUCAGAAUAAAGCGACAACCUAGUGUUUUUAUGAAAUAAGCUGGCGACUCAUGUCCUCGACUUAAAAUAGUGAUAACUGUCUUUUAGAAUUGUUCUUUUGUAGUGAAGAAAUAUUACAUGUUGGAACUUUCAGGUAACAACUUUUUCUUCCAAAAAAAAAAAAAAAAGGAUAUAUGAACAUUUGAACACGAGCUCCUCGGCUAGUGAGUUGAUCAGGAGUGUAGAAUUACUCAUGGUUUACAUACAUCUGCCUGCUGUUUUCUUCUACUCUUCCUAUGAGUGGCCUUACUUUGGUGAAAAAACAAACAAAAUAUGUCUUUUUAAUCUUUUUUUUUUUUAAUCCUUGUGUUUCCUUUGGCUCUCAGCAAUGAGUAUUUGCCACUUCUCUGCCCAUAAUGAUGUCAAAUCCAAGUGAUGUUCCUCAUCAUUUUGUACUUUUUAUCUUUGAUGAUAUUGCAAACGUUGUAAAUGUAUCUAGGCUGGGUUUUCUUAGCAGUCUGUUAUAUUUUGUGUCCUGUUCCCUUCUGGUGUUUUGUAAAUGUUCAUCCUUGAUCCUCUUUAAUAGUUUGAAAUAAUAUCAAUCACUGUAUUGUAAGAUAUGUUUUAGUUUUAUGGACAGGAGUCGUAUACAGCAAGACGUGUGCAAGUGAAUUUGUUCAUAACUGAACUGAAGAAUAUUAAAAUGUUACUCUUAAUGAAGGACGGAUAUUGCUAUAAUGUGAGAACCUUAAUGUGUGCACAUUUUUAAACUGAUCACACCCUGUAGAAAUCACAAAUUCACAUUCCUCUUUGUUACAGUUCAUUAUCCUUUUGUGAAUAAUUUUUUUGUUAUUGGUUUAUGAGGGCAAAUGUUUCAAAGCCAUUCUGUAAUAUACAUGUUCCUUGUGCCAAGUUGUUUUUUUUUUUAUUUCUACAUUUUCUAAAUUUGUUAACCCUUGCACUAUCAUUAAGUCACUGCAAUAGUUAACAAGUACACUAUAUCAGUCACAGUAACUGCAUUUUUGUGGUGUUUUCUUUGUAUUGUCACUACUCUGAAAUGUUGUCACCAUGUAAACGUUCCGAUUAAUGAAUUUUGCAUAAAGUAUUUGAGAAGUAUCUAUAAA
This is a messenger RNA of Morone saxatilis (striped sea-bass), 6902 nucleotides long. Its product is annotated as protein unc-13 homolog B-like. Lineage: Eukaryota; Metazoa; Chordata; Actinopteri; Moronidae. Gene Ontology annotation, biological process: synaptic vesicle maturation; synaptic vesicle priming; neuromuscular junction development. Gene Ontology annotation, molecular function: calmodulin binding; calcium ion binding; diacylglycerol binding. Gene Ontology annotation, cellular component: presynaptic active zone cytoplasmic component; neuromuscular junction; plasma membrane. The record is from RefSeq and is a predicted model, not a curated record.